Molecule: messenger RNA, 2276 nt
Organism: Papaver somniferum (opium poppy)
Lineage: Eukaryota; Viridiplantae; Streptophyta; Magnoliopsida; Ranunculales; Papaveraceae
Product: CBL-interacting serine/threonine-protein kinase 23-like
Exons: 15
Coding region: 509-1837 (442 amino acids)
Biological process (GO): protein phosphorylation; signal transduction
Molecular function (GO): ATP binding; protein kinase activity
Source: RefSeq, a predicted model, not a curated record
AAAAAUUCAUAAUCAGAAAUUUGUUGGUCUGUGGAGUUGACUCUACCGCAUUUCUACUUAAACCGGGUUCGUACACAGAAUCAAGAAACGACUCUUUCCCUUUCUCAUAAAAUACCACCAGAACUGAAAAACUUUCCCUCCAUUAAAUUAGCUCAACUGACUUUAAGGAAUUUUCACGUUUUCUUCUGGAGAGAUCUGAUCACAAAAAAAGAACUCAUGAUUUGAUGUUGAACCUUGGAUUUCUCAUCUCAUUUGGACCUUCUACUACAAAAAACCCCCGAUUUAGAAGAAAGAGACUGGUUAGGGUUUACUGCAACCAUUUCGUGCAAGUUUUAUUGUAAUCAUAAAGUAAAGAUGAGUGUGGUGAAGUCUCAGGUUUGGCAACCCUGUAAAAAGAAGAGAUCUUAACGAUCAAUUUCGCCAAGUCUCAGGUUUAUAGAGAAGCGAUUCAGAGGGUGGGAAUAUCUGUAGUGUUAUUUUUUUUCGUUGAUUCGCUGAGAAAGAAACAAUGGCGUCGUCUUCUUCUCGUGCGAAGGUGCGAGUGGGGAAGUAUGACUUAGGUCGGACAUUGGGUGAAGGAACAUUCGCGAAGGUUAAAUUUGCUCGGAAUUGUGAAACUGGUGAAAAUUUUGCUAUCAAGAUUCUUGAUAAAGAUAAGCUUCUUAAACAUAAGAUGAUUGAUCAGAUAAAACGAGAAAUCUCAACUAUGAAACUCAUUAGACAUCCAAACGUUAUACGCAUGUAUGAGGUGAUGGCUAGCAAGUCAAAGAUAUAUAUCGUAUUGGAACUAGUCACCGGUGGUGAACUAUUUGACAAAAUUACAAGUAGAGGGAGAUUAAAGGAAGAUGAAGCAAGAAAAUAUUUUCAGCAACUGAUCAAUGCAGUUGAUUACUGCCAUAGUAGGGGUGUAUUUCACCGAGACUUGAAGCCUGAAAAUCUGCUGCUUGAUGCCAGUGGAGGUCUAAAAGUAUCAGAUUUUGGAUUAAGUGCACUGCCGCAGCAAGUUCGAGAAGAUGGAUUGCUUCACACAACAUGUGGGACACCAAAUUAUGUUGCUCCAGAGGUGGUUAACAGCAAAGGUUACGACGGAGCGAAGGCGGAUCUCUGGUCAUGUGGUGUGAUCCUUUUUGUCCUUAUGGCAGGUUAUUUGCCAUUUGAAGAAGCCAACAUCAUGGAAUUAUAUAAAAAGAUUUUUAAGGCCGAUUUCACCUGCCCUCCUUGGUUCUCCACAAGUGCAAAGAAAUUGAUCAAGAAGAUCCUGGAUCCAAAUCCCUUGACGAGGAUUUCCAUUUCCGAGGUCAUAGAGAAUGAAUGGUUUAAGAAAGAAUAUAAGCCGCCCAUCUUUGAAGCAGAGGAUGUUGCUCUUGUUGAUGUAGAUGCUCUUUUCAGUGAGACUGGGGAACCGGGAAACCUUGUUGUCGAGAGGCGAGAAGAAAGGCCAGUUACAAUGAAUGCCUUUGAGCUCAUUUCUAGAUCACAGGGUCUCAAUCUUGGCACUCUAUUUGAGAAACAGAUGGGACUCGUAAAAAGGGAAACAAGCUUCACAUCUAAGUGCUCUGCUAAUGAGAUAAUGUCCAAAAUAGAGGAAGCUGCCAUGCCCUUGGGAUUCAAUGUGACAAAAAAUAAUUACAAGAUGAAGCUCCAAGGAGAAAAAACUGGACGGAAAGGCCAUCUAUCUAUUGCUACUGAGGUUUUGGAAGUUGCUCCUUCUCUUUACAUGGUUGAGCUUCGUAAAGCUGGGGGAGAUACACUGGAAUUCCACAAGUUUUACAAUAACAUUUCUACUGGGCUGAAAGAUAUCGUCUGGAAGGCGGGAGGUAUAGAAGAAAAUGAAUGAUGGUGGUGCUGACAUGGUAACUUGAAUUUGUUCUAGUUUCUAGAUAUACUCUUCUUGGACGUAAUAGAUUUGCAAAGAUGGGGUUUGUGGAAGUCCAGAUAGUGUUACUGAUCAAAUCGAUGGCCAGUAUCUUGUCUUCUCAGUUCUCUUAUUGAUUACUAGUUUGCUUUGGCUUUACAUUAAAUGUUGAUAAUUGUUGAUACUUGAAUUCUAAACUACUUUCUAGUAAUGUUACUGAGCUAGAUUGGCGUUCCCAAGCACUUCCCAAGUUACAAAACAUAGCUUGGGAACACCCUAGGUCUAGCGGUUUUUCCCUAUUUGUGUUGAUUUUUUCCCUAUUUAUGGCUUUUGCUUUCAGCUGAGUUAUACGUUUUUAUGGGUUCUUUUGUUCAAUAACGUAUAAUGGUGGUUAUACAUCAUUAGAUAUAAUACUUAUAUU